Molecule: messenger RNA, 2187 nt
Organism: Prunus armeniaca (apricot)
Lineage: Eukaryota; Viridiplantae; Streptophyta; Magnoliopsida; Rosales; Rosaceae
Source: the annotation of a GenBank genome assembly
AUGCUGUCGAAUCAUUUGCAUAACGGGAUCGAGGCGCCGAAGCUCGCCUGGUCUCGUCUUCCGAACUCGGAGGACGGCGAGCCUGACACCGUCGGCCUCAUCAAGAAGAGCGACGAGAGCAGCAUCGAGAGCCUCGACUAUGAAGUCAUUGAGAAUUACGCUUAUUGGGAAGAACAGGCUCAGAGAGGGAAGCUUUAUGUUGGAUAUUAUGUGAUGGUGAAGUGGUUCUUUGCUUUGCUCAUCGGUAUCGGCACUGGAUUAGCUGCUGUUUUCAUCAAUAUUUCCGUUGAGAACUUUGCAGGCUGGAAGUUUGCAUUGACAUUUGCUAUAAUACAAAAAUCAUACGUGGCUGGUUUUUUGGUAUACGUAUUAAUCAACUUAGUUUUGGUUUUUUCCUCUGUAUAUAUUGUUACACAAUUUGCACCCGCAGCAGCUGGUUCCGGUAUUCCAGAAAUCAAGGGAUAUUUGAAUGGGGUUGAUAUGCCUGGUAUACUUCUUUUCAGAACCUUGAUUGGAAAGAUAUUUGGGAGCAUUGGGUCAGUGGGAGGUGGUCUAGCUUUAGGCAAAGAGGGCCCUCUUGUUCAUACUGGUGCUUGUAUUGCUUCUUUGCUUGGACAAGGUGGAUCUUCAAAAUACCAUCUAAGAUCCAGGUGGCUACAAAUUUUUAAUAGCGACAGAGAUCGUCGGGAUCUGGUAACCUGUGGGUGUGCAGCUGGAGUUUCUGCUGCUUUUAGAGCUCCUGUUGGCGGCGUACUAUUUGCAUUGGAGGAAGUUACAUCAUGGUGGAAGAGUCAACUUAUGUGGCGGGUCUUUUUUACUUCUGCUAUUGUGGCUGUUGUGGUGCGUACUGCAAUGGGAUGGUGUAAGAGUGGAAAGUGUGGACAUUUUGGGUCAGGUGGCUUCAUAAUAUGGGACAUAUCAGAUGGUCAAGAGGACUACUCUUUUGAGGAGUUCUUGCCGAUGGCAGUUAUUGGAGUUAUUGGAGGUCUACUGGGAGCCUUAUUUAACCAGCUUACAUUUUAUAUUGCUUACUGGCGCCGGAAUUAUUUGCACAAAAAUGGGAAUCGAGUCAAGAUAAUUGAAGCGUGCCUCAUCUCUCUGAUAACAUCAAUUAUUUCCUUUGGUUUACCCCUUUUAAGAAAUUGCAGUCCAUGCCCUGAAGCAGAUCCAGAUUCUGGUAUUGAAUGCCCAAGGCCUCCAGGAAUGUAUGGGAAUUAUGUAAAUUUUUAUUGCAGCAAGGACAAGGAAUACAAUGAUCUGGCGACAAUUUUCUUCAACACUCAGGAUGAUGCAAUCAGGAACUUGUUUAGUGCAAAAACAAUUCAUGAGUAUAGUGCCCAAAGUUUAUUGACCUUCUUGGUUAUGUUUUAUUCAUUAGCAGUUGUGACAUUUGGUACAGCUGUUCCAGCUGGUCAAUUUGUUCCUGGGAUAAUGAUAGGAUCAACGUAUGGGCGUCUAGUUGGCAUGUUUGUUGUUAAAGUUUACAAGAAGCUCAACAUUGAAGAGGGAACAUAUGCACUACUCGGUGCGGCUUCUUUUCUUGGAGGUUCAAUGCGGAUGACAGUGUCUCUAUGUGUCAUUAUGGUUGAAAUCACCAAUAAUUUGAAACUUUUGCCUCUUAUCAUGCUUGUUCUUCUUAUUUCAAAGGCUGUUGGUGAUGCUUUCAAUGAAGGCCUGUAUGAAGAACAGGCACGAUUAAGGAGCAUUCCACUACUGGAAUCAAGACCCAAGUACCAAAUGCGGAAGAUGACUGCGAAGGAGGCCUCUGGAAAAAGGGUUAGGUCUUUCUUUCCUCGUGUUGUUAAGGUUGCAGAUGUGGUUUCAAUUUUGCGGAGCAACAACCAUAAUGGCUUCCCUGUGAUUGAUCAUGCAAGAAAUGGAGAAACACUUGUCAUUGGACUAAUGCUGCGUAGUCACUUGUUGGUACUUCUGCAGUCGAAGGUGGAUUUCCAGCAUAGUCCCUUGCCCUGUGAUCCAAGAGGAUCCAGGUCUAUCAGGCACACUAUAAGUGAAUUUGUGAAACCUGCUUCCAGUAAAGGAUUAUCUAUACAUGAUAUACGUCUUAGUUCAGAUGACUUGGAAAUGUACAUAGAUCUUGCCCCUUUUUUGAACCCAUCUCCUUACAUUGUCCCUGAGGAUAUGUCUUUGACAAAGGCGAGAAUUUCGUUGCAAUUCAUGACUUCCUAA